AUGAUAAAUCCAAGCGAUAUUCACUAUGUUAAAUCUGAGGAAACCCCUGCUGAUAUGGCAUCGAGAGGUGCAACGUCAGAAGAUUUUAUUGCCAACAAAAUAUGGUUUAAUGGCCCCGCUUGGUUACAAAAUGAUGAAUUACCAAAAACACCUUGCAAAGAAGAACAAUGUGUGUCAUUCGCAAUUGAGGUUGUUGACGUAGAAUUUCUGAAUCGCUUUUCAAAUUGGAAAAAAAUGCUACGAGUUUUAUCAAAAUGUUUACGUUGGGUAAAUGUAAUUAAAAGAAAUAAAAAUGCAACUAUUAAUAGGUUUUCAGAACCACUGAGUAGUGAAGAAAUAUUGAGAACAAGAAACAGAAUUAUUCGACGCCAACAAGAAUUAUUAUUUUCUGAUGUAAUUGAAAAACUUGAACAAAAUAAAAGCCUACCAAAGAAAUGUUGGAUGACCCCAUUAAAUCCGUUUAUUGAUGAUCGCGAUAAUUUAUUGAGAAUUGGGGGUAGGCUUACAAAAGCAAAAUUCAUAUCGGAAAAUCAACGGCACCCAAUUAUAUUGCAAAAUUGUCAUAUUAUUGAAAUAAUUAUUCGAGAUAUUCAUUUAAAUUUUGGCCAUGCUGGCAAUCAAUUAAUAGAAAAAGAAGUCAGAGAAACGUAUCAUAUUCCUGCUUUGAAGUCGAAAAUAAAAAAGUGUAUAAGAAAUUGUGUAACGUGUUUGAAGUGGAACGCAAAAACAAACAAUCAAAUGAUGCUGGCAUCAUUCAAAUGGAUUUCGGUGCGCUUUUACUAUCACGCUUUUCGAACUGAAAUCGAGAUGACAAACUUCUUCGGAAUCAUUGAAGCGAAUGUUGAGGAAUUGGAGUUGAGAGACAUCAGAUGCAUUUUCUCGAGGAAAGACAAUAUUUUGGCACCAAACAUGAUCUUCCCUAAGUUAAGGACUCUCCGACUUGCUGACUGUAACACUUACAUUUAUUCACAAAUCUUCCAAAACGUCAAAACUAUUCAAAUGUUACACUUGGAAACGAAAAUAUUUUCAGCAGUCGACUACAAAGAUUGGGAGUUUAUCGAGCGAGUUAAAGCAUUUCAAACAAUUUUAAGAAAUAAUCAAAACCUUAAAGUUUUAGGAUUUUAUCUUCAUCAAACAGAUUUCGAUAAUUUAUUUAUCGAUGACAAAUUUCUUUGUGGCUUCAAAUUUCAAUUGGAAGCAUUGAAAUUCAAGAAAUUCAGGAAACAACCAGAACCGAAGUCGAAGACAAUUCAAAUGGAAAAUUUUCAGAAGUUCCUAAGUAUGCACAACAAAACAUUGAAAUAUCUUGAAUUGAAUGAAUGGCUGGGUAAUGAUGUACUUGAAACCGUCAUCAAUACAAUGGAUAACUUGUAUGACGGAGGCUAUCAAAGAGAAUCAUCUAAAUAUUAUAGAGUUUAA
This is a messenger RNA of Clunio marinus, 1419 nucleotides long. The record is from the annotation of a GenBank genome assembly. Lineage: Eukaryota; Metazoa; Arthropoda; Insecta; Diptera; Chironomidae.